AACCAAUAGAAGAAACUUUUCGUGCCAAAGUUUUGAUCCGAGCACCCGACAAGAGCGAGCCGAGCACCCAUCAAGCUCGAGUCAAAUGCCCAACGAGCUCGAUCCGAGCAUCGAGCACAACUCGUGUGCCCAACACCUCGAGCGAUACUAGCGAAGAGUAA
Molecule: messenger RNA, 161 nt
Organism: Striga hermonthica
Lineage: Eukaryota; Viridiplantae; Streptophyta; Magnoliopsida; Lamiales; Orobanchaceae
Source: the annotation of a GenBank genome assembly